Molecule: messenger RNA, 987 nt
Organism: Lucilia cuprina (Australian sheep blowfly)
Lineage: Eukaryota; Metazoa; Arthropoda; Insecta; Diptera; Calliphoridae
Gene: Ercc1
Product: DNA excision repair protein ERCC-1
Exons: 2
Coding region: 127-924 (265 amino acids)
Biological process (GO): mitotic recombination; meiotic mismatch repair; UV-damage excision repair
Cellular component (GO): ERCC4-ERCC1 complex; nucleus; nucleotide-excision repair factor 1 complex
Molecular function (GO): single-stranded DNA binding; damaged DNA binding
Source: RefSeq, a predicted model, not a curated record
AAUGAUACAUUAUACAAUAUUAUAUGAAAUCGUAAAUGUUGUGUUUUUUUUAAUUUUCUGAAAAUAUUUUGAAAUAAGAAUUUUUACAGUUGAAAAUUUAGUAUUUAUAUACAAAUUUAUACAAGAAUGAAUGAUGAACAUGAAGAUUCUUUUGAACUGGCUCUGGCCACUAUGGAUUUGCCAACUGCUGCAAAAGUACCAAGAACAAGUUUUGAAACAACUAAUGGAAGCGCACACACUGUCUCGAUAAAAACGAAUAUUAAAAUACAAGAAGAUAAUGUCAAAAAAACUGAAAUAAAAGCAAAAAAUACUGCAGCUAAUCCUCAUUGUAUUUUAGUUCAUCCAAAGCAAAGAGGUAAUCCUAUACUAAAACCUAUACAAAAUGUACCUUUAGAAUUUCGAGAUGAUAUCAUACCUGAUUAUGUUGUUGGAAGAACAACUUGUAUUUUAUAUUUGUCGCUUAAAUAUCACAAUUUAAAUCCGGAUUACAUAUGCCAGCGUUUGAAAGAAUUGGGAAAACAAUAUGAAUUAAGAGUAUUGUUAGUACAAGUGGAUACACCGGAGCCACACAAUGCACUAAAAAGCCUCACUCGGAUAAGUUUGCUUGCAGAUUUGACGUUAAUGUUGGCUUGGAAUGCAGAGGAGGCCGGUAAAAUUAUUGAAACCUAUAAAUUAUUUGAAAAACGAGGUCCAGAUUUGAUAAUGGAAAGGGUGGAAUCUAAUCCCCAUCAAAAGUUGGUUGCUGCUUUAACAAACAUAAAACCGGUGAAUAAAACAGAUGCCGUAACACUUUUACAAAAUUUUGGGAACUUGGAGAAUCUUAUCAAUGCAAGUGAAGAUCGUUUAUCUCAGGUUAUUGGUUUGGGACCACGUAAAGCUAAAAAGCUAUAUACAACAUUGCAGGAACCAUUCCUAGGAAAAUGAUUUUUUCUUUUAAUUUUCUAAAAUAUUUAUUUUCAAAAUAUAAAUCUGUUAAUAUUAGCAUAA